Molecule: messenger RNA, 3384 nt
Organism: Poeciliopsis prolifica (blackstripe livebearer)
Lineage: Eukaryota; Metazoa; Chordata; Actinopteri; Cyprinodontiformes; Poeciliidae
Product: DNA repair protein XRCC2-like
Biological process (GO): double-strand break repair via homologous recombination; DNA strand invasion
Cellular component (GO): Rad51B-Rad51C-Rad51D-XRCC2 complex; centrosome; replication fork
Molecular function (GO): ATP hydrolysis activity; ATP binding; ATP-dependent DNA damage sensor activity
Source: RefSeq, a predicted model, not a curated record
ACACCGGACACUCAGCACGCAGAGCGGCGUGGACCGGACCGAACCGAACCGGAGCGGGACCGCAACAUGACCCUGCAGCUGCCGCCUUGCGUGAUAGACUGCGGGACCGGGUGAGGACACGCGCACGAGGACAGAGCGACAUCACGAGAGACAUUAAUGCGGGUUAGGUUCCGUUAAAGGGACAGUGACCGAAUCAGCUGCUAGUGACGUCAUUACAACAACAACAAGCUCAUUGGUUCACACUGUUUGGCCAGGACUGGUUCUGCUGGGUCGGUACCGCAGAAUAUUCCGAGUAUUCAGUUUAUUCAUUCAUAAUAAAUUCCAUAAUAACAUGAUAUUCCAGAUCAUAGCUGCAAAGUGAGUGAAUGAAUCAGUGAACAUGAAAUUCAUCCAUUUUUACUAACCUUCAUUCCUCAUUCUAUCUCUACAACGCAGGCAGACCGACAAUUGAUCACAAAUGGAUUAAUAAAACAAUUUCAGCUUUUUUUAAGUGGAGAUGAGUUUCAAGCUUUGGACCCUCCAAGCAAAAGUUUUUCUGGUAAUAAUUUUUUUGAACCAUAUCUAAGCGCUGAGGCUUCUGAUUGGAGCAAACUGUCAAUUUAUGAAUCUGAUUAGUUUUGUUCACAUUCUGGUCACAUUUGUUUCAGUUAACUGGAGGAAAGCGAAGCGAUGGGAUGGAUGGGAGGUUAAACUGGGACCAGAAUCGGCUCUCCUCUUCUUUUGAAGGAGAUUCCUGAUAACAUUCCACUAAUUAAUAUGCGGCUCAAGAGUUUUAUAAAUAGUAGCUUAAAAUACUUCCGGCCAAUUUCAGAACUCGUCUAUGAAGACCCCAGGAACCUUGGAGAACUCUCAUUAUUUCCUCAUUUCCAAUUUUAAGAUUUAUAUGAUCAGUGAAUGAUAAACAUUUAUUCACUCUAAACAAAAUAAAAUUAGUUUUGCUGGUGUUAGGAGAAACUAAACCAGGUAUUUAUUUUCUACAUUUACUAUUUCCUGUAGUUCAUUUAGAUUUGCAUGUGAAAAAACAAGUUUGUAUCAUCAGUAAAAUAAGUUUAUGAAAUAUUUUAGAAGAGUUUACAAAGUCAUGAAUAUAAAUAGUGAAGAGCUCAUGUUUAGGUGAUUAAUAAGCAGGUGUAACUGAGCCAGAACUGAUAAAGGGUCGCAGGUUGUUCAGUUUCCCUUCUUUCUUCUUCUGAUUCUCUAUCAUCUGUGCAUUUGUCAGACUGCCUGCAGAGCUGCAGGUGUUGGGUCCUCUCUGACCGCCCUGCUGACUUCCUGUGGCCCUCCUCCCUCAUGUUUGUUCUCUCUAGCAGAAGCUCUAGACCUCCAGUCAGCCAUAUUGGGCUGUUCUUUGUCAUGAGAUGUACACUGUCAGCUCUGAGAGACUGCUCCAAUGUUUGUAAUUGAACUUCUGUGUUCAAUCACUAAUCCUCCACAAGGGGGCGCUGUCUGGUUGGAUUCUUUGAUGGAUGUUUUCUCACCAUCACUCUCAGUCAUGUUUUGAACAGAUCACCACUGAUGCUGUACUGAAUACACGGCCUACCGAGAUAAACCAGAACCAGCAGGAGUUUGGACCUGUGUUAAAGGGAGAGUACAUAUUUUCUCACCCGAUCCUGUUUGUUUUUCUGCUUCACCCACAGCUCUAAAGAUCUUUAUUUUUUGUAAAGAAAUGAAAACUGACCUUCAUAAAAAAUUCUAAGGUCAAUGAAAUUUCAACACUGCUGGAUUCACUGAGAGACAUGGUGCGUUCAGGUGCCGUCAGUCAGUCACUGACACAUAGACAAGGCAGAGAGGCCUGACUUAUUUGAAAAAAAAGACAAAAUAUUUUUUCAUCUAUCAUUUUAUUAAGUUUGACAUUAAAACUUGACACUCAUUGUUGAUUUCAGCUGUUCUCUAUAUAAUAAUGCAUUAAAAUUCUACAGACAGAGAAAACACAUGACUUACUGAACUAAAGGUUGCAUAGAGAAAGAAACGGUUUCUAUUGGCCUUUUCAGUUUCAACACAUGAUUCAUAACUACAGCGUUGGCCCUCUAUCUUCAUCACUUGAACCUCAGGCGUCUUCCUCAUAUGGGCUCCUCUUCCUCCAUAUAAAAGUUGGUUUAUGUUCGUGAUGGGGAUGAAGAAAAGCCGAGAUGUUCUUUUGAAGCGGACUACCCCUUUAUGCACACACACUUUUAUUGUGAAAAACCGAGUCUUAUUUUGUCAUCAACCGGAAGUGAUGUCACCGUCAACAAACCGAUUCACCGGUUGCGUUUUCGCCGUAAUAAACCGACGCUUCUUGUUUCUCUUCAAUGAGUCCGUCUGGGCUUUUCCGAACCGGCAACGAACCUAAAUCAUGUUCCCGCCAUCGCCUCGGCUCCAACCUGGCGAGCGGAAGUCGAAGCGUUCCCGCGCAAAUGAUCAUGAGGAAGAGGAAGAGGAAGGUCGGACAGAGAUGAGUGAGAGCGGGACUCAGCUGUUUGCCCGUCUCGAGGCCCGGCGCUGUCUGAAGGACGUUGAGCCUCGGCUGUUUGCUGAUGAUGGAGGACCUGACCGUGGGAAGGUGGUGGAGGUGUACGGUCCGGAGGGGACAGGAAAGACGGAGCUGCUCUACCACCUGCUGUGUCGCUGCAUCCUGCCGGAGGCGGGGGGUCUGGAGGUGGACGUUGUCUUUGUGGACACAGACUACAGUCUGGACGUGUUCCGGCUGGCCAGUGUUCUGGACAGUCGACUGAGUGCAGGUGAAGCUAACGACAGUGGUUCUGCCGGGUUUGAUGAUGCGAUUCUGCGCUCCUGUCUGACUCGCCUCCUGGUGGUCUGCUGCUCCUCCUCCUCCCAACUCCUUCUCACCCUUCAUUUUCUGGAGACCACCUUGUCUUCUCGACCCAGAGCAUCGCUCCUUCUCAUUGACAGCAUCUCGGCGUUCUAUUGGUCGGAUCGCAGUGAGGGCGGAGCCAGCGUUGCCAAGCAGGAGGAGAAGCUCAGCAGGUGUUCGGAGCUGCUGGGACGACUGCUCAGGGAUUACAAAAUCACCAUCUUUGCAACCUGCCACCCCAUCAGGAGGAGUUCUAGUGGGCCACCCUCCUCAGAGGCAGACCGGUCCCAUCUCUGCCGUGCCUGGCAGCGUCUGGACCAUCGGCUGGUUUGCUCCAGACAGGAAGCUGAACAUAACCCAGCAAAUGGAGACGAAGGGAGCGGAGAGCAGAGGAACCGACAGGUCUUCACCGUCCACUGCUCCUCCUGGACUGGGACCAAGAGUUCCAGGGUCAGCUCCUUCAGAGUGACGGAUGGUGGCGUGGAGUUCAUCUGGACCAGAGACCUCCUCCUGGUCUUUCUGCUAUACUUUAAAGACUCACUGUUGAUGUUUGUAACUUAAUUAUGAUGACAUGUUGGAAUUGAAUAAAACCA